Hippocampus comes (tiger tail seahorse) is the source of this 1371-nucleotide messenger RNA. RefSeq names its product neuronal acetylcholine receptor subunit beta-2-like. The transcript has 2 exons. Gene Ontology annotation, biological process: monoatomic ion transmembrane transport. Gene Ontology annotation, cellular component: membrane. The record is from RefSeq and is a predicted model, not a curated record. Gene Ontology annotation, molecular function: extracellular ligand-gated monoatomic ion channel activity; transmembrane signaling receptor activity. Lineage: Eukaryota; Metazoa; Chordata; Actinopteri; Syngnathiformes; Syngnathidae. The annotation marks the transcript as partial.
UUUGACUUCUUCGUCUUCAUCUUUCCCUGUCCGUCCCUCAGUGCUGACGGCACCUACGAAGUCUCCUUCUACUCCAACGCGGUGGUCUCCAACAACGGCGAGGUGGCUUGGCUCCCUCCCGCCAUUUACAAGUCGGCCUGCAAGAUCGAAGUCCGCGACUUUCCGUUCGACCAGCAGAACUGCACCCUCAAGUUUCGCUCAUGGACGUACGACCACACCGAGAUCGACCUCAUCCUGCUGAGUGACUUUGCCAGCCGCGACGAUUUUAAACCCAGCGGCGAGUGGGAUAUCGUUUCGCUGCCGGGACGCAAGAACGAAGACCCGGAUGACAUCAGGUACCUGGACAUCACUUACGACUUCAUCAUUAAGAGAAAACCUCUCUUCUACACCAUCAACCUGAUCAUCCCUUGCAUCCUGAUCACAUCUUUGGCCAUUCUGGUCUUCUACCUGCCAUCAGACUGCGGUGAGAAGAUGACGCUGUGCAUCUCUGUGCUCCUGGCCCUCACUGUGUUUUUACUCCUUAUCUCAAAGAUUGUACCACCCACGUCUUUAGCGGUGCCUCUGAUCGGCAAGUACCUGAUGUUCACCAUGGUGCUGGUCACCUUUUCCAUCGUCACCAGUGUUUGCGUGCUCAACGUGCACCAUCGCUCCCCUAGUACGCACACCAUGCCUCCCUGGGUCAAACGUGUCUUCAUGUACCGACUUCCCUCCUACCUUUUCAUGCGGAGACCAGGCAGAUCCAACAUACGUGAAAGGUUCCGGAAAAAACACCAACAGCGAUCGUACUCCGAGAAGAAAGCGGGAGCAGAUGCGGGGGCAGGUUCUCUGGGACUGGCGGACUCCUCGUCGUCCUUCUAUGUCAACGAGGAAUCGGCCAAACGCUACGGCUGGACGUUCAGCGACUUUGCCGACAACACAGAGUUCAGGAGGAGGGCGACGCUGAAAAGCAGCAUCGAUGUGGAGGAUGCCGUGGACGGUGUGCGCUACAUUGCGGACAAGAUGAAGAGUGAGGACGACGAUGAAGGGAUCAUUGAGGACUGGAAGUACGUGGCGAUGGUGAUCGACCGCCUCUUCCUGUGGAUCUUUGUGUUUGUAUGUGUGGUGGGAACUGUGGGCCUCUUCAUGCAGCCUCUGUUCCAGAGCUACAACACCCCCAUUGUUGAAGACAUGGACCAGAACUGAGGGAUGACCCCUGGACAUAAAAAAAAAAAAAAACAACAAAAAAAUCAACCUUAAUUCCGACUCCACUCUGCAAAGCGCCAAGCCACUCCUUUUAUCAAGUUACAGUUUGUCCACCUCACCUGCCACUCUUGAUGCACUUUAGCCCUCUUCCUUAACACCUGCUCCUGAACUCACGCCCCAGCCUUUUUA